AUGACCAGCGUCAACGGUGUUCCUCGAGGAAUGUCAAUAUCACUAUCGCCGACAUCAGUCAAUCCGAGCACGAUACCUUCCUCUGAUCCUAUACCCAGUCUCGGUUCAUCCGAUGCAUUCCAACAUCCCUCAUCAUCUAGAGCUUCGACUUCGUCCUCAUCGUCAUCGCCUGACCAUUCUCUAGAUUUGCCUUCAUUACAACCCCUAUCUCAUGACCAUCCAUUGUUGUCUGCACAAGAGUUCAACGCGGACGAAUUCCUGUUAUCAAGAUUACACAUACCGCUCGAAGAGCUCCGAGGGGAAUUGAGAGGGUACUUGGGAGAACUAAGGGAAGAGCUGGUCAGAUUAAUCAAUGAAGAUUAUGAAGAGUUCAUUUCACUUGGUACGGGAUUGAGGGGGGAAGAAGGUAGAUUAAAAGGAUUGCAAGAACCAAUGAAACAAGUCAGAGGUGAAAUUCAGAACGUGAGAGAUGUACUGUAUGAACACCAGCAUAAGGUGCAGAGUAAACUGGAUGAAAGAUCAGCACUGAGAGAGGAAAAGGCUCUCCUUGAUUUACUUCAACGUCUGUUUGAUACACUGGGCAGGGCAGAGACGUUACUGGAUUCAACGCCUGAAGAAGAACAUGGUUCAGCUAAGAUGGUCACUAGAGUAGCUGGAGAAUAUACACAAGUGGUUUAUCUAGUCAAUAAAGCUAGAAUGGAAGGAUGUGCUAUCGUUGAUAUCGUAAAAGAUCGUAUUGAGAAUAUCAAAUCACGCUUAUCGAAAGAUCUUUCGAUGCUCCUUAAAGCUGAACUUGCCGAGCCUAGUGUACCGAGAUUGAAACAAUGUUUAAAGACAUAUAAAAACUUAGAAGGAUGGGAAGAAGCUGAAGAUAUAGUCAGGCAAUCUGUACGAGCGUUCUGUCGAGCAACUAUCACGUCAACUUCCCUGGUGGUUCCGACGACACCUGUGGCGCCUCAAACACCCCAUCCAUUGCUCGGAUCCCUCGAGAGAUCCAUCAGGUUAUCGUCGGAAGAUACCUCACCUCUAGCUGCGUUGUAUAAUCGGAUUCUCGCCCAUGUCGAAACUCUACAACCUCUCAUGCAAGUCGCAGACGAUCUAUCAGAUAAAUUCGACUUCUUCUCAAAAGUCAUUUGGCCUGAAAUAUCGACUGCACUCGCUGAAAGACUAGGAAGUACGAUUUUUUCUGCUGGAAGACCUGAUGAGUUACAUAAACAUUACUCAACGACACAUAAAUUCAUCACUUUACUCGAAUCCCUAGCACCCUCAUCACGGAACAUCGUAUUGAUGAGAAGUAGUCAAUCGUACGAAUCGUUUGAAAGAAGAUGGCAAUUACCUGUAUAUUUCCAAUUGAGAUGGAAAGAAAUUGUUGGCGCCCUAGAAAACUCACUGGUCUCCACUACGGCGAGUACGAGUACGUCAAGCGCAAGUGGGGGUGCGAAUGCAGAAUGGGCUUUGUCAGGUUCAGCGAGUGUUUGGAAAGCUUUAGAACAUACUUGGAGUGAAGAUGUCUUUAUAAAUGAGCUAGCCCCCAGAUUCUGGAGACUAAGUUUACAGAUCAUUGCUCGAUACAAUACUUUCCUGAAGUCCACACUUGAUUCGUUCACAGUGGGAGACGAAGACAUAGCUCAAGAAGAUGCGGCUCUGAGAUUUGCAGCUUCAGUGAUUGUUGAUCUGAAUCAGAUGAGAAAGAGAACUGCAGAACUGGAUGUCAUACAAUCCCUGGGUCUCGAGGAUCAUCUUACUCUCCCUGUUUUACCUUACUCCACCUUACUACUCCAAAUCCUCACACGUAGAUGUAUAGAUCCCCUCAAACUCAUUCGAUCAGUCGCAUCUCAAUUCCGUGCGUCUCCCACACCUACAAAUUCGACCUCAACUUCUUCCCAGCCAUCAUAUUUCGUCCCUACAGUCCUCAAGCCACUUCAUACAUUGUAUGCAUCCAGACCCACGCUCAAAGACAAAUAUGGUAAAGAAUGGUCAACAAGACUCACCGAUUCAAUUUUGGUCAACUACGCAUCAAUUUUAUCGAGUGUAAGGAAAACAGAAGAUCUAUUGAGGAAACAUCGUAAAUCAAAGAAAACGGGUUUAUCAUCCUUCUUCGGUGGAUCAGGAGGAUCGUCCAUGUCCAAUAGCGAAUCAAAUGGUGGUGGUGGUGAAGGUGAAAAGGAAGAAGAACGAUUCAGAACUCAAAUGCGUGUCGAUAUAAUUGCGUUAAAAGACGACGCUAAGAGUCUAGGUGUCGACGUGGAAGAACUAGAAAGUUGGAAAGAGUUGAACGAAGUUGUCAAUAGACCAGCGGAAUGA
Messenger RNA from Kwoniella shivajii, 2304 nucleotides. RefSeq lists its product as uncharacterized. The record is from RefSeq and is a predicted model, not a curated record. Gene Ontology annotation, biological process: protein transport; Golgi organization; intra-Golgi vesicle-mediated transport. Bases 1 to 2304 code for a protein of 767 amino acids. Lineage: Eukaryota; Fungi; Basidiomycota; Tremellomycetes; Tremellales; Cryptococcaceae. Gene Ontology annotation, cellular component: COG complex; membrane. The transcript has 8 exons.